This is a messenger RNA of Jatropha curcas, 3161 nucleotides long. RefSeq lists its product as uncharacterized. NCBI's taxonomy places the organism in Eukaryota, Viridiplantae, Streptophyta, Magnoliopsida, Malpighiales, Euphorbiaceae. Gene Ontology annotation, biological process: asymmetric cell division. The record is from RefSeq and is a predicted model, not a curated record.
AAGAGAAGCAAGUGUAUGUUGUUACGUGUGAAGAUAACAUUACAAUGGGUCUUAUUCUCGCGAGGAAUCCAAUCUGCUUCUGCUAAAGAUUCAUUCAGCUCCAAGUCCAAUAUGAGCAACAUCGUCUUCGAGACCUGGGUCAGCUUGCUUCUCAAAUAUAGAAACUAUCCAGAACUAAACUUUUUUUUUCUUCCUUCUUAUUCUGAAAAUUGAAGCAGCAAGCUACUUUUAUUAUCACAAUCUUUUACCUGUGCUGUUCUGGCAUUCUGAUUAAAUGGGCCAUUUUUAUUGAUGGGUUUUGUUCUUGAGAAGCUGUUAUGUAAUGGGUAUAGCUUGUUUUAGAAUUUGAUUUAUUGUGGUCAAGUGGGUUUUUUUUCUGGGGUUUUGUUGUGGGAAGGAUCUUUUCUUGAGAAAUGUGGUUUUAGGAGUUCAUACGGUGCUUUGAAUGGAUUUUACGUGUACAUUGUGGAAUAUAAACCGAGGAAGGUAAAGUAAUUAGUGGUGUUUUCAUUUGUAUUUUAUAUGCCGAUUUAUGAUUGCUACAGGGGUUUCCAUCAUUCAGUGUGAAUGUUUGUUAUUGGUAUCAGGAAAUUGAAUGUUGGGAAUGGAUACAAAGACAAAAACUCGUGUUAAUCUAUUGUUAUAGCCUUUUCCUUAUGUGGAGAUACAUAGUUCCCAUUUUAGAAUUCAUUAUUGGAUUUAAGAGUGUUUAGAGACUUGAAUCCUCUGGUUGAAGAAAAAGUUGUGCUUGAAUUGAUAAAAAUUGUUUCUUUGGGGUUUUCUUUGUGGAAAUUGGUAUAGAAAGGAAAAGAAAUGGUGUAGAGUUUAGGUACUAUUUUUUUUUUCUUUGCGAACAGAAAUGGAUUUGUGGGUUGUUGGAGCAGCUGCUGCUGCUGGAUACAUAGCUAAAUAUUGGCAAAACAUAUCAAGGGAUCGGGAUAAUUUAUCAGAGUCUGGACCUUCCAAAUGUAAAAAACAUGAAAUCCCUAGUUGUCCCUUUCCUCCAACGAGUCGGAGAAAGAAACUAACAGAAGAUACUUCUACUGUUGAGAGAUUGUCAGAUAUGUACCAAUCAGAUGGUGCUUCACAAGCAGAAGUUUCUACUAGCGGUUAUGUUGAAAAGCUUGGAAAUUUGGGAAAUUAUGAGCAAAAUGUAUUUUCCCGGUCAAGCUUACCACCUGGAUUCUCAACAUUUGGAGAUCUAAAAGAAAACAAGGGUGGAAAGGUAUUCAGUGGUAACAUGGUUAACAACACUGGUGAAAUGGAGUCUUUUCACGAUUCCACGAAGAAAAUAAGCUCACUUAGAACUAAACAUUCAUAUGGACAUUUUAUUAAACCAUUGAGUUCCCUAGAUAGUUGUCUAAUGGCUCAGUUGUACAAGAAACAUGUGCAAAUGGAGGAGUAUGUGUUUAGUGUCAUUCCCUCACCAUCUACAACAACGAGGCCGCUGCUUGUUACUGAUGGAAACCAAACAAUUAACAGAGCAAAUGACGAUUAUUUCAGUGCCCGGAUUGGUGCUGAGGAUAAUAGGCUGUUUGAGGAAAAUGUGUGUGGAGUUCCUCCACUUCCAAAAAUCAGUGAAGUGAACAUCCCCAGUAAGAUAAAAUCCAGGACACAAAAGAGGAACAAUGAAAGACUCAACAAUUACUGUAAAACGGGCAGUGGAAGGCACUUUCAUUCUCAAAAUGGGUCGCUUGAUCAAAUGGUUUUGUUCUGUCUGGGUGUUUGUGUUGGCAUAGUCUCUUCUCUCCUAGCUAGUAGAAGAGAAGCAGACAAGUUAAGGGACUUGUUGAAGCAGUCAGAGAACUUGGUUCAAGAUCUGCAAGAGGAACUUGAGAUGAAAGAUUCAUUGACAGUGAAAGAGAUAGCUGAAGAGAAAUGUGAAUCACAGGAUACAUGUGAGAACCUGUUUCACUACAGGGCACCAAGUCUACUUCUUCCUAGUAUGGAUGAUUCAACUAAGAAUUUAUCAUGCUGUGGGAAGGCAGAGGAGAGUCCAGAAGAUAUGAGUAAGAUUGAAGCAGAGCUUGAAGCUGAACUUGAGAGGUUGGGGUUAAAUAUGAACACAUCUAGUCUGGAGAGAAGAUUGUCUGAUCUUGUUGAGGUGGAUCCAGACUUUGUAGCAGGUUUUGCUGAAGGUGAACUGAGGACUGACAUGGUCCAUGGGCAAUCUGUUACCGGGCCUCAGUCAGAUCGAGAUGCAAGUGGAACCUUGACAACUCAUAGUGGAAAUUAUGUGGUUUCACCACGAGAGCUGAGUCUGCGACUACAUGAAGUUAUUCAAUACAGACUCGAAGAGCGUGUGAAGAAGCUUGAGAUGGCCCUUCAAAACAGCGAGAGGAAGGUGAAACUUCUGGAAUCUGAUCUUAAGAAUGAUCGGCAGAAGACGCUGGGCAGUAUGCUGAAAUACUACUCAGGUGAAGAAAGUCCAAUUACCGAAGAGGAUUUCAAUUCAAUGGCCCAGCCUUUGGUUAUGAAUUUAUCAGGAGAAGCUCUUGAUGCUUACAAUGAAGCUUAUGAAGAGCUAAUGAAGAUAGAUGAGUCGGAAGAGGAUGAUUCGCCACGUGGGAUUUAUGAAAAUAACCACCAAGGGUGCAUACAUACAUGUAGUGAAAGCAUUUUAUGGAGUAAAAAAGAUACGAGAAAUGGUUCCUCGAUUCAUCAUUCCCACAAUAAAGAGAAACCAUCUAGAGAGUUAUACUUAAAUCAGUUGAAGGCAUCAAUAGGGCAUGUAUCACGAAUUCAGGAAUUGCAUAGUGACGGUGCGAGUGAAGAUGAAAACGGUGACUGUAACGAUGAGAUGGAGAAGCAGUUAAUAAAGCAAAUUGUGGAGAAGACAAGGAAAGGCUCUCCUGCAGUGAUAAAUGCACAGAGGGUGUUCUUUCUGUCGACGGAUGAAAGCGAACAAUAAAAUGAAAUAACACAGUUUUGCAGUAUAUAAAUUUAUAUACAGGAUGAUAUUAUUUUCCAUUUUCAUAUAACCAUAGGAAUGUUCUUUCCCUUUUUUUUUUUUUCUGUAUUCAUCCUGACCCCUACAAGCAUGAAGCAUCCCUUAGACACUCAAUUUUUCUAUUAUUAAUUGCUGAUUCACGUCAAUGGAAGAGCUGGGUCAUGUUCUCGUGCAAACCUGUAAAACGGAAGUGCCUAUAUUUUCUUUCCAA